AUGGACUGCCUGGAGUUGAACAUCCGCCAGCGGAUUCUGUCGGACAUUGCUACCCUUGAAGCGGAAACAGAAGAGGACCUCCUCACUACUCGUGACCUCAUUCAAUCCAAGGCCCAGCUGGCAGACGAGGAACGCAGUCCACCCAAUGGUGACUUUGUGGGACGGGAUGUUGAACCUCGUGCAUUUAUGUCUGAGGCCAGGGCCCACUGUAACAUUGCGUUCGGCGAACUUGUCGCGAACUUUCCGGAGGAACAUAUCGCGAAGCAUGUCGACACCCUCAUUCCAGUCCUAACGGAUCUUUUGCGCGAUGUGCCACGCAUAGACUUUGACCGAUGUCUUUCAUGGGAUGAGUGGGCCCUUCCUGACCAGCUGGUCUUUUCUACCGUUUCUGCCCUUUUACGUAUCUGCAGCGCACACCCAGAUUACGCAGACAGCGCCAUCACCUCUAUCAUCACUUUCAUCACUGACAUUGUUGCAAACCUCAAGGAGUCCAACUCCAUUGAUGUGUUCACAUACCUCACACCUUCUGUUCACGGACUGUACCGUGCCAUCACUUCCACUCUUUACCCGUGGACCGCCUCUCAGUGGUGCCUUCUUUCUGACUCGCUCCAAUCCCUUGUCGCGACUCCUGUCCUUGAACGAAUCACCCGUCUCCUGCUUGACAUCCAUCAAGAAGCUGACUCUGAUCCUGACGCCGACGUUACCUCUAUCACCUUCUGCCACACUUUCCUCUCUCGAUACAUCGCAUUUGGACGCCCACUGACCGGAUACUUCAUCGUAUGCUGUGUCAUGGAGAUGCAAUGGACUGUGCUUGCGCAAGCCCUCGCGAGUACUCCUCUGGUGCACAAGGGCCAGGUGCACGAAGCGGCGGCGGCGAAUAAAGCGUGGGUGAAUCUCAUGAAAUGUCCUGCAAAGGAUUUAGGAUUAGAGAACGAUGAGGAGACGAAGGACUCAUUGAGGGAUACCAUCAAGGACGCCCUGCAAUGCUUUAGUGAUCUGCUGGAGCAGAUUGAGGGUAUGGAAACCGAACCUCCUACUGAUACGUAUGUAUGGGAAACCAUGUCCGAGAGCCUGAAACUAGCAUCCAUCUGCUCAAUUGCGCUUCGAAAGCUGGAUGAUAAUCUGCACACUCGUCUGAUAGAGCUAUUAAGUGACAGUGCACCCAUCCUGGACAAUCUUGUUCAGGAAUCGGCGCUCAAGGCUACUACGGUGCUUGUGCGAAGCUUCCCGGAGAUCGCUCCGUCGUUUGCAACACAUCUCCGCCGCUUCGUCACUUCUCCUCUUUCCAUAUUCGAGUUUGCAUUCAACGCGGAGAAGCGUGCACCCCCACCUCUGACAGCGGCUGCCAAAUGCCUUGCGCUUUGCAUCAAACUGUCACCUGGUGACGACUCUAUCAUGUCUAAUAUGUACUCUCUACUUAAUUAUAUCGCUGCGACCUCCAAAGAAAUAUCCGAAUCAUCCUCUUCCAACCAACUACUUUCCAACCCCCUCUACACCUCCUCAAUCACCUCUCCAGAUGAUAAUAUUACCUUCCAGAGCGAUGAAACAGGCCUACACGGCUGCUCAGACGAAGAGAAGCGGCUCAUUGGGAUCACGACUAUCUCCGUUGUAACGCGCCUUGCACUCGAGUUUCAUAUCGCGGGCCAGGAGGAGGUCACUAAGUUGACAAUCUCAAUGUUGUUGCAGCGCUUACGGACUUCGGAGCCGACUCUCGAGGCAGCGAUUGCAUAUAACCUUGUCGACCUUGCGCUUGUAGCUCCCGAAGAGUCGUUUAUAGACGUUGCGCAUGCAUUUUCGCUCAUCAAUCGCGCUACGAACAUGGAGGACCCGAGAUUCUCAAAUAACAUGUUGUUGGCCGCACAGACGAGGCUUGCGCGAGAGCUAAACCAAAGACCAGAUUUGUAUGACGUAUACCUGGUUGAGCUACUCACUCUCUUCGGGGACAAAGGCGUUGCUAUUCAGAAUGUAGCGACGUCUGACCGACAUGUCAAAACGGAAGAGAUGAUCGAGCAACUGGCCUCUCUACUGUUGCCGAUUGAAGCACUUCUUACCCAUGCGGAUUACUCUCCACACCUGACUGCUUCGCAAGAGCUCACUGGCCUCUUCCGGAAUAUGUGGUUUCUCUGCGUCCUCUUCCACUUCACCUCUGACGAAGAGAGGGGCGCGAUGACGUGGCUCACACCUGCGCUAUUGAAAAUUGCAACAAAGACGCCAACUCUUGUGCUCGAAAAUGCUCAUGACGCAGCGAGCGAAAUCGAGUAUAGCACUGUCAUCCGGCAUGAAUAUGCGCAGUCUGUAAUCUCAAAGCAUCAAUCGUUCCUUACACGCCAUAUUCCACAUCGCGCGAGCGAGAUACGCUCGUUGUCCCCAGGACAGGUAAUUUUCUUGUUGAUGAUGCACGACGUUGAGAGUAUGCGAUCUGCUGCUGGUCUCCCGUUGUCAUUGGUGUCAUAUUUCACGAAUGGCAGCCUGAAUCGACAGAGUAAUAUUAGUGUAUGCAUGGAGUCCGUAGCUGAUAAGGUGAUUCGUAGAUGCGUUGGGGAGAUGAAUUCCCAAGCUUUAGAACAGGCACUACCGGUCCACCUAUCGGAGGAACUUCGCAAGUUGCUUGUAGCCAGCACUCAUCGCAUAACUCGUGCUCGGGCCAUUGCAAACAAAUUCCUAUACAACCUGAUCACGUCAUUCCCUUCUCUCAUGUGCGAUCCACCACUGGUGUAUGCAAUCCUUGAGUGCCUUACUCUUCUGCACGAGUACAACCCGGUGUACGAGUUCCACUCUGAGUGCACCGGUAUCACGCUGCAGCUCACAGACGACUAUAAAGUGCGAAAUGAUAUCCUUGGACAAAUGCAGCGCAAUGCCAACACGUGGCUUGAACUUGCACUCGGUCGGGCUCCCAUUGAGCUCCAGUCGACACUUCAGAAAUAUCUCGCAGCUACGCAGCCGCUGAUCGGUGCGGACGCAGCUGAGUUAGGGGCUUCUGUUGCAAUAACAUUUGCCAAGGCCUUUGGUCCUGUGCACCGACAACUUUCCUCUUUAUGUAGCUUAUCAAAUUGGAAGUCUGAUCGUGCCCGCGCUCUUGCCAGUCAACUUGCGAGCAAAUGCUAUUUUUCAGGGGAGGUUGCUGGUUUGCGACUCGCCGCUCGUAAAAAUCAAGAUUCGUUGGAUAAAGUAGCUCCUCAAAUGCAAUGCAUUGGUGUCCAGCCUUUCAAGGAUAAGAUGGCCGAUACGAUGAAUGAUAUUCGGAAUAAACGCAGUUCUUUAACUGUUCAAGAUCUGAAGCGUCUAUUGUUCCGCUGUGCAGCGAUUCUCAUAUCAUUGGAGAAGCGCGAUUACACCUUAGUCCACUUCCUCGUCGCUCUGCCGUUCGAGGUUUUCACGCCCUCUGCGGUCGCUGUGGGUAUUGAGACGUGGACGUGGGUCAUUGCGGAGCGACCUAACAUGGAAGUGGCCAUUAUGUGUGAAGUGCUCACGUCUUGGUUUGGAACUGUGAAGGAACGAAAGGGCGUUUUCUCGGCAUCAUCGAACUGUGUUGAUCCAUUCUACCAUCCCAUCAGUUACAGUCCAACCGACAAGGACGAAAUCGAUCGAGCGACAACUCAUGCUCGUCGAUUGCUCAUGCCGCAUACCUUAGUCCUACAGAUGUUAUUUAGUCGAUUACAAGCAGCUAGAUAUUGGCGCCCAACUGUGAUGUUUCUCAUCCAGGGACUGGUUUUGCGAUCUGCGCGAGCUCACAAGUUGUUCAGCACCCAUCCGCUGGCCCGAGAGCUACGCUACAUGUUCCUUCUUUUCGGACUGGAGACGUUAAAGAGCUCUCAUCUGGACGCUGUCUGUGAAUGUAUGCUGCGCGAAAGUUUGUAUUGCACGGCAUAUUCGUGGUUUGCUGUUCGCCCACAGUGGUCUUUUGGAGCCAAUCGAGUGCAGGUUGAUGCUGACAUCAAAGUCCUGUCCGAAUUUCAUGUGCAUCUCCAGGGUGAUUCAAUCAGGAAUCUGUCGUCUCUUUCGAGUCUUGCUCCCCAUCAGUCUGCGUCGAAGGCCUCCCUCUAUGUCACGCGCCUCAAGAACAUCAACCAACCGCUCCGGCUUCUGAUAGAGAAUGAGAUAUUCAGGCUUUCGGUCUGGGCCAAUCCAAGCAACGAAGCGAAACGAGGCAGUGACCCUCAUGGCCUGCUGGAGCGCAGUACCCUUGAGUCGACUUGGCCUGGCGUAGUCCGAACAGUGUGGGAGGUAGACCCAGCCAUAGCGGUCUAUCUGACCGAGCGUUUCAAAAGCCCAGCAGCUCAUGCUGAGGUUGAGAAUCUGGUUCGUUCCAAUACUAGCCAGGUAGUCGACACUCCAGAGGCUCUCCGAUUUUUGAUCGGGGAUCGCUUCCGGGGUGGACAGAGACGAGAGCUGAAGUAUAUCAUCCUAUGGGCGCCUGUUACCCCUGUGAUCGCUGUUACUUUCUUCGAACGACGACACGGCAACGAUCCACUUUUAUUGCAAUAUGCCCAUCGAGUUCUCAAGCAACAUCCUGUCGAUCUGACAUUCUUUUUCGUUCCUCAAGUCGUCCAGGCUCUUCGAUUUGAUGACCUUGGAUAUAUCGCACAGUUCAUCUUUGAAACUGCAAAUGUGUCUCAGCUCUUCUGCCACCAAAUCAUAUGGAACAUGAAGGCCAAUUGCUAUAAGGAUGAUGCUGCUGAGAUCGAGGAUCCCAUGAAACCUGCUCUAGAUCGGAUGACUGAUAUGGUGGUCGAUUCACUGUCUGGUGAUGCCCGAUCCUUUCAUGAUCGGGAGUUCGGAUUCUUCAACGAGGUAACAUCGAUUUCUGGUAAAUUGAAGCCCUUCAUCAAAAAGUCGAAACCUGAGAAAGAGGCAAAAAUUGACGAAGAGAUGGCCAAGAUAGUUGUUGAUGUUGGAGUCUACCUUCCCAGUAACCCAGACGGCAUUGUUAUUGACAUUGAUAAAAAGUCCGGUCGACCACUUCAAAGCCACGCCAAGGCGCCGUUCAUGGCUACUUUUAAAGUGAAGAAGGAGCGCGUUAUUAUUGAUUCCGAUCCAGAGUCUCUUUUGGAUGGUGCACUCGAGAAACGUGAGGAAUACGACGUUUGGCAACAGGCUAUCUUCAAAGUUGGCGACGACUGUCGACAAGAUGUGCUGGCCUUACAAGUCAUCGCGAUGUUCAAAAACAUCUUCACCGGUAUCGGGUUGACCCUCUAUCUCUUCCCUUACAGGGUUACCGCAACUGCCGCUGGAUGUGGUGUAAUUGACGUGGUGCCAAAUGCCACAUCUCGAGAUGAGAUGGGAAGAGCCACAGUAAACGACCUGCUUGACUUCUUUAUUUCGAAAUACGGCAGAGAAGAGACCGUUGCGUUCCAGCGUGCUUGCCUUAAUUUCAUCCAGUCUAUGGCCGCUUAUUCUGUUGCUUGCUAUAUCCUACAAAUCAAGGACCGUCACAAUGGAAACAUUAUGAUCGACGGCGAAGGGCAUAUCGGAGUCAAAUUUGAACCGAGCUCCUUCAAGUUAACCCAUGAGAUGGUGGUUCUAAUGGGUGGCAGAUAUUCUCAAGGUUACGAACAAUUCCAGCAUCUCACGGUGAAGGCUUUUCUCGCUAUCCGACCUCAUGCAGAUCAGCUCGUCAGUACAGUCCAGCUCAUGCUGGGAACCGGUCUCCCGUCGUUCAAGGGUGAAUCCACCAUCAAGCGCCUCAAGGAUCGUUUUGCGCUCGGGUUGAAUGAGCGUCAAGCUGCCGAAUGGAUGAUGGGAAUCAUCCGCAAUGCUCAUGAAAACGUGAGGAGCACAGCUUACGAUGAGUUUCAACGGGCGUUUGCAGGUAUACCGUACAAGUAGCAAAUGCUACUCAAGAGUCAAU
Suillus clintonianus is the source of this 5848-nucleotide messenger RNA. RefSeq lists its product as uncharacterized. Gene Ontology annotation, molecular function: 1-phosphatidylinositol 4-kinase activity. Bases 1 to 5826 code for a protein of 1941 amino acids. The record is from RefSeq and is a predicted model, not a curated record. Gene Ontology annotation, biological process: phosphatidylinositol phosphate biosynthetic process; phosphatidylinositol-mediated signaling. Lineage: Eukaryota; Fungi; Basidiomycota; Agaricomycetes; Boletales; Suillaceae. The transcript is spliced from 31 exons. Gene Ontology annotation, cellular component: cytoplasm; plasma membrane.